Molecule: messenger RNA, 745 nt
Organism: Didymella exigua CBS 183.55
Lineage: Eukaryota; Fungi; Ascomycota; Dothideomycetes; Pleosporales; Didymellaceae
Exons: 1
Coding region: 188-619 (143 amino acids)
Source: RefSeq, a predicted model, not a curated record
CGUGUCCCAACAACCGAGUGGUGAGGAUUCGCCAGCGAUUGAUUACGCUCAGCCUCAGCACGUCGAGUAGCGUGAUCAUCCCGACCACAACGAUGCUGCAUCCCGUGAUCAAUCAAUGUAGCAAUCUGAGCACUAGCUGUGUGCACUGAAACGUCCACAUCUCCCCCUGUUCACUCGCACUCUGUCAAUGAUGUACCAGACCCUCUCGUCGAUCCUAGUAGUCGUCUUCACUAUCGCCGUCGUCGUCCUUCACAUCUUCCGUGGAUGCCUUCAUGAGUCCAGAAGCCUUCUCCUGCUUUUGAAGCUCUUCCCUAAACACGUCGCGUGCUUCUUGCUUGCCUUGCUCCAGCUUACUGCGAAUGUAAACCUCGCUGAGGAGCUCGAUGUUGGAAGCUUGGGGAUCUUCAUCGUUGUCAACCGCCUCGUUUACGAUCUGCUUCUCGAUCUCUUUGAAUCUUUUCGGGGAGUCCUUUUGGGGCGCUUUCAAUUUCUUGAUCACUGCCGGGACUGGGUUUGGACCAAUGAGAACCCAAAGGCCAGAUCAAUUGAACAUCUCAAAAACUUCAAGACGUGUUUCAUCAAAGCUUCGCUGUGCCUGCGCACUCCCGGCGACAGGUAGCUGACAGCUUGAGCAGCAAACGCGAAGAACUGCGAAUCGAGUUUCCGGACUCCACGCAGCGAUCAGAAUGUCGAUUACGUCCUUCACAUGCAUCGAUCCUUCCAACUUCCAGCUUCCGAGAUGAUU